Messenger RNA from Trichoderma reesei QM6a, 876 nucleotides. RefSeq lists its product as uncharacterized. Gene Ontology annotation, molecular function: DNA-binding transcription factor activity, RNA polymerase II-specific; RNA polymerase II cis-regulatory region sequence-specific DNA binding. Gene Ontology annotation, cellular component: PcG protein complex; transcription regulator complex. The record is from RefSeq and is a predicted model, not a curated record. The transcript has a single exon. NCBI's taxonomy places the organism in Eukaryota, Fungi, Ascomycota, Sordariomycetes, Hypocreales, Hypocreaceae. Gene Ontology annotation, biological process: regulation of transcription by RNA polymerase II. Bases 1 to 876 code for a protein of 291 amino acids.
AUGGCGUUGGUUUCUUCCUUCACAUCUCCUCCGUACGGAACGCAGUAUUCUGGAUAUUACCGGCCUCCUCCGUCGCCGCCCAUGGACGAGCCAAAGUGCUCCCUGCCCUCCAUCUCCAACCUGUUGGGCCUUGCCGAUGCAGGCUCACUGGCGAGCGAAGCAGCCUUCAAGUCUCAACACAACUCUCCCCGACCCUAUGCCAUCAAGGCCGAGAGCCGCCCGUCUUCUCGACACAGGGCGCUGCCGCCCACACCGCCCAUGUCCACAGAUGCGUCGUUUGACCUUCGCCGCUCUCCGUCCAGCAAACCCAGCAGCAUCCCGCACGCUGCUCCCAGCCACUACUAUGAGACCACCCCCCCUGUAGAGGCCCAUGAUGCUCACCGUCAUCGGAUGGCUCCCUCUCGGCCUACUGUCUCAACCUCGGCCGCCCAGCAGCUGCCUGCCAUGUCAUCUGCCCCGUCUCCUGCCAGCAACUACUACCCCGUGCAGAGUCUACCUCCGCCGCCGCCUCCUCCUCAGGUGCCUGGUCUUCACUAUCAACGUCCGCUGCCCCAGUCCUUCCCGCCGCCGCCUCCUAGCCCUCUGAGCGUAACACCCUCCGGCGGCUACGUCUGGCAGCAUCACCACUACCUCAACCCGUCCAACGGGAUCCCCUUCCCGCCCACCCAAGACCGAUACAUUUGCCAGACCUGUAAUAAGGCCUUCAGCCGGCCCAGCAGCCUGCGCAUCCACAGCCAUUCGCACACUGGCGAGAAGCCCUUCAAGUGCCCUCACACUGGCUGCGGCAAGGCCUUUAGCGUCCGGAGCAACAUGAAGCGCCACGAGCGAGGCUGCCAUGGCUUUGACGUCGGCAAGGGACCUAUUCUCCUUGCAUAA